AUGAAUAAUAAUAAUAACAAUAAUGUAAUAAGUGAUUUAGUAAUAGAAGAUCUUAUUGAUGACAAUGAUGAUAAUUUUAUAAAAGUAAUAGUAGAUUAUGAUGAUGACUCUUUAAAUGUAAAAGAAUUGGGAAAUGAAUUGAAAAUAAGGUCAUUAGAGAAUAAGUUAAUAGAGGUAAUCAACGAUCGUGAUAAAAUCUAUCGGAAAUAUCAACAGUUACAAUCAAAGUUUGAAACACUCUUGACAUAUGCUGAUGAAAACACAAAAUCACUUGUACAAAAAUUAGAUGAACAAAAUAGAGAAACAAAUGAAAUGUUUACCAUGUUAGAUAGUGUGCAGGAAUCGAAUAGAGUAUUAAGAGAACGUUUAGAACAAUCGAUAUCAGAGAGAUCAUUGAUAGAAUCGGAAAGAGAUCAAUAUAAAAGUAAAUUGCAAGCAAUUGCAUUGAUAAAUGAUAGAGGUAAAUUAAAAGAUAGUAAGAAACCAACAAGUAUUUAA
Molecule: messenger RNA, 498 nt
Organism: Heterostelium album PN500
Lineage: Eukaryota; Evosea; Eumycetozoa; Acytosteliales; Acytosteliaceae
Exons: 2
Coding region: 1-498 (165 amino acids)
Source: RefSeq, a predicted model, not a curated record